Messenger RNA from Peronospora matthiolae, 1518 nucleotides. Lineage: Eukaryota; Oomycota; Peronosporomycetes; Peronosporales; Peronosporaceae. The record is from the annotation of a GenBank genome assembly.
AUGGUGUCGGUUUGGGUACUGGUGCUGUCACUGUUGUCGCUUCCGGUGCGCGUAUUGGUGAACAGAAGCUUGUGUCGGCGUCAAUUGGGUGAUGUGCCGAACAAUUUGCAAAAUGCGGAUGCUGUUGUCGUCUUACACCCGGUUGCUCACGAUCGUUGGAGCCUGUUUCGGAGCAAGGAGCAGUCCUCACAGACGCUCUAUAUCGUCCAGCCUGGAGCCGCUUUCAUUGCUGUGAACUUGAAGGACAUCAAUUUGCUCUGGGGUGACAAGAUUAUAGUGCGCGACCCAAACAAUGACUCGUCCAUCACUAUAACCACAACAAAUGCGAGUCUCCUGGCUGAAAAUCUAGAGUCGAACAAGUUGCCACAGACACUGCUACUGCGAACGCAUCCGCUCUUGAUCGAAGGGAAUGCUGUGGUGGUCGAGUACGUUCCGAGUAUUCCUAUGCUUAUCCUUCCAAUGGUUGAAAGUCAGCGUGACGUACCCGUCAUAGUCCUGGACUCAUAUGCCUACGUCAUGUACAACCGCAAGGCUGGUCGUGCCAUUGUGGACGUUGAUGCAGAGAGCACAGUCGGAGUCACUGACGAAUCGGAAGAGGCCGUAUGCUAUCGAAAAACAGAGCCCAAAAUGUAUGAGAAAGCCCGGGCAGUAGCGCGGCUGAUGAUUCGAAGUGAGUAUGGCCAAGCUUCAGAUGCUUCAGAGCAAGUGUCGAGCUGGAUGUUUUGUACGGGUUGGCUCGUCGGCGAAGGCAAUUACUUGCUCACGAAUCAUCACUGUAUGGAAGGAGCGGCGGUUGUCAAUCGAGAUCGUAGUCGUGCCCGGUCUCGCGGGAAAAGGAUAGCUGACAGUGAUGAGUCCCUGUCCGAUGCUGCUACUCGAUUAUGGCGCAAUGUGACUUCAAGAACGGACAAGACCAAGCGUGUCAUGGAGACAAUUGUGGGAUUCAUGGCCGAGACUAGAUGUUGUCAUGAUCCAGGGUUCAAAGGAGAAAAAGUUGGCGUCGUAGAGGCCACGCGGGUUUUGGUAGUUGCCGAAAACCCAGAGCUGGACUACGCUCUGGUGCGUGUUCUAACCAACGAUUCAUCAACGGACUUAUCGCAGCGAUACGGAUACUUACGUCUACGUUCAACGGGUCCAGUGGAUGGUGAAGACAUUUACAUCCCACAACAUCCGCAUGGAGAGCCGAAGGAGAUUGCGGCAGUGAAAGAUGGACAGCCCGCGGAGAUCGAGGUGGUGCCAACUAGCUCGGUGGACUACCCUGCGUAUUACCGCCAGAGCAGUGAAUCGAACGACGUCCAGCCAACAGUUUGGUAUAAUGCGGACACGAAACCUGGUUCGUCCGGGUCACCCGUAUUGAGUCGCGAAGAUGACACUGUUGUAGCACUUCAUCGCGCCGGAGGCAUCGAUGCAGCGCAGACACGGCCUACCGAGAUUCUCAACUCAGGUGUACGCACCGACUUGAUUGCACGAGAUCUCAAACGACGCCGCGUUUUGCCUAAAAAUGCUUUGGCUCCGUGA